Molecule: messenger RNA, 6746 nt
Organism: Aplysia californica (California sea hare)
Lineage: Eukaryota; Metazoa; Mollusca; Gastropoda; Aplysiida; Aplysiidae
Exons: 16
Coding region: 510-4382 (1290 amino acids)
Cellular component (GO): nucleus
Molecular function (GO): DNA binding; nucleosome binding
Source: RefSeq, a predicted model, not a curated record
CUGUUUGUAUGUCAGCGGAUAGAUCCCAACGGAGGGAGAAAAUGGCCGAUGCUUCAGUGUUUAGCACAACAUUGCUGAAGAUUGCCUAUUUCCCACGGUGAAUGACCCCAUGCUUCUGAUUUCUCUGUCAUGGAGAAACCAUCAGGUGUAGCGACAACUGCAUGUGUGCUUAGUGUUGUUUACUGUACGUCUUGAUAGAAACAGGGAAGUCUGCAAAUAGAUGCACUGAACGACGAAGCACGUCUUCCAGAAUCGGAAAUACCAAAUUCGUAAGAUUAGCUUUCUUUCUGGUCCAGGUGCAAGAGUUUGCAGGAUGUCAAGCUCAUAGGGAGAGAGUUCUUCUGAUAUUAAUAAGGCAUGCUGUUAGAUGCAGAGUCCUUGUCUUUUCAUAUGUGGAGAAGAAAUCCAGAAAUUGAGAAUGCACAGCAUUUUGCACAUGCAGCAGCGUCUGUGAAAGUGACACAUAAAGUGUGAUCCGAGCCUUGGCUGUUGUUUGGGAACUCAUCACCAUGUCCGGACAGAACUCUUCCUCGAAAACCGUGGCAGCCAUACUCAAGCAGCAUCAAGAUCUUGUUGCUGCGAGGGAGAUCACGACCAAUCAGCAGCACCAGCUCCCUCCGUCUCAACAAAACAAGAAGAAAACAAAACAGAAAACAGUGCACAAGCAAGCGCACAUCAUUAAUCAUUUAACUGCUGUAAAGAAUAGGAAUAUCCAAUCAUCGAAUGUGGCCUCUGUGUCGCAAACAGUGAAUCGCACCUCGGUAGCAUCGGUGUCACAGCAGGAGGAGCUGGGCCUGGGGAAGGAGUCGAAACCAACAACCACAACAAAAGCCUCCUCUUUGAGUCGCGAUUUGUCACCCUCCCGGAUCACUGCUCAAAUGAAAAAAGUCAUGCCGGAUCCAUCCUCGGCGCACCCGAACCUGCUGCUAUCUGCCCUGCAAGGCAAUAUGCCCGACCCCAUGGGCCUCUUCACCCCAUCCAAACCAGAGAGCAUCAUGGUCUCCACUAUAUCCGACGUCCACAACACGGCGACAGAGAACUGGAAAACCACGGUGCACUCAUCUAAAUCCCCCGUAGACUCGCAACUGACAACCACUGUGUUUAGUAACUCUCUCACCCCUGUGACUGUCUUCUCUUGUCCAGAAGAGACCAAUGUAAAGAGUAAAAGUGCUUCAAAUAACAGCCCCAACUUGCCCACAGUGGAGAAUUUACUAGCCCUGUCCGCCGGCACGAUUCAAACCAUUAAUGUAUCUCACGUGCCAAAAGCAACCAUUCCAACCACAUCCAGCAGCUUAGGGGCGGUGUCGGAGAACACAACGCCUGGCACCUCCUCCUCUCCUAGCGUGUCAACACGCAAUGCCAUGGAAGUGGCGCAACAGAUCAGGAUGGAGGCCAAUGGACAGAGUGCUAGUGCGCUGCGCACCGGCAUGCAGCAACAGCUUCGCUCGCAGAUCCAGGGCUCGCGGAGCAUCGAUGCACAUCUUGCUAGUCAGCAGAACCCUGUCACUGUCGCCAAAGUGUCAUCCCAAAAAGCUGCACGUCAUGAAAAAGAACAAAAGCCACUGGAGGUAAGCAUGCCAUUGUUGGCAGCCAAACUAGCGCCCUCAUCAAUUCCAGGCUCAACAGCUGCUGGGUCAAGAGCAUCCCUUCAUGUGAAGCAGUCCACGGCUGUCGGGGACGCCCCGCUGUUGCUGUCAUCGCUGACACCGUCAGGUGCCACUGCCAUUGUUGUGCCGACAUCUUCGGUGGCGAAAGUUUCUAGGAAAUCUCCGCUCCAGAAGGUGAGCGAGUCCGGUAAUUUUGAGGAGAUGAAGAAGCAACUGCAGAUGAACAAACAGACGUCUUCGCAGGUUGGAAAACAAGUCCCUCAGUCGUUGGCCCAGGAGGAAGUGGUGCUUAGCAGCUCCGACAUCGAAGGUACGCUGGCUGCUGUGUCUGCGGCUGCUGAUCAAAUAUGGGGGCUGGGUCACGGUAGUCCACGAAUGGAAUUGUCGCAAGUUUCGGCCGCUUUUGACAUGCAUCCUCAGCUGGAGAAAAUGGCAUCUCGUUCGUUGACUUCGAAUGCAUUACUGGAGCACACCGCCCAGACGGAUCAUGCCUCCAAGGCAGAUGGCCAGUCACAGACGAGGAAUGAGUUGGUAAGUCACAAGCUCAACUGGAACACAACACUUCCUGUCAGAGGUGUGAACUUUGACCAGCGAAAGACGCCACCCGACAAGAGAGUGAAAUAUGAGGUGGUAGAAGAUCACAGAGGGCUAGGGACAAACCAGCAGACAUCGCCAGCCAUGUCCAAAUAUGGGGCCGGUGAUUCCAAACUGACAGCUAUUGACGUUGAUCUCGACGUAGGGCACUUGCCCUCUAUUGUGGCAGAGGAGGCUAUUCACAUUUCUAAAACUGUUUCAAGUGCAGGGCAGAAAAUGCACGCAAAUUUGUCUGUGGUCAACGUGAAAGAUUCUUUCCCGGCCACCAGCCAUUUUCUCCAAUCGAGCCACAUUCCCAUCUCGGUAAACAAUGUGAGUGGUUCUAGUUCAGUCCCUUCAACCAUGGCAGCAGGGAAAAGUUUAUCAGACGCUUCGGCUAGUAUGGCAGGGGAGGUAAAACUUUUGUCAGGGUCGUCACCCUUUGUGGCCGGUGUCUCCCCCAUGCACUCUGCCAUGGGCAGCUCAUCGUUGCCUCGAUCAAAUCCCGUCAUGUUCUCUGCAGCUCCAAUGUCUUCCUCCUCCUCUCACACGGGAAUGGCCUCAUCCAACCCGCCGGCGUAUGAAUCAUCUUCGCUACCACCGCCAUACUCCCACCCCGCCCACAGCUUUGCAGCACCAGAUCACCAUAGACACAACCCCGUGAGCGGGAAAGACUCGAACCACAACCCAUUCACAUUCCCCACCUCGGGUCUGACCGUGAUCUCUGACAGCUCGGGCCACGGCUUCACAGCGUUCGCGUUGAGGUCGGGGACCGGUGACGGUCCGGCACGGUCACUUCCCGAGGGGAGACUGGCGUCCACGGUACUGAGCAAGGCCCACUCAGACACGUCGGCGUUGAACCACAGCCAUAAACACAACAACUCGGUGCCGACCGAGGCUAUUCCCAGGCUGGUGCCUGAGGCUAGUGUCAAGCUGGAGGAGUUACAAGGUUUUAACCACAUCCAGGAGGCAAAGAUGCAGGACGAGCUCUUGCCCAUCCAGCCGUUUAACCAAAGGAUCAGCAACCUGUCAUGUUUCCCGGUCAUGAACUCCACCUACCGUGCUGCUUACCGCUCCCAUGCUGUGGCUGUACAGAGGGCCAGGGCUGGGGUGAUCAUGAGCACAGCCAAGUCCCUAGAUGUCCUGAGGCAGAAUCUCCAACGUAACAUCAACAAAGAGAUCAGCGAGAUCAUCAAGAGAUACACAGAUAAAUAUUUCCAGCCAGCUUUGGAAAACAUCCGACUGAACAACAACGAGGGUUCUCUUGGAGAUGAGCACAUUAACUACGUCUGUCGCCAGAUUCUGGAGGAGGCCAAGUCGGAGUACAUGUCCAUGUCGGGCCGUCGCAGCGCCACUCCGUCAGACAUCCCAGACAACGUGUCGGACAGUGGUAGCACCAGCGGCAGGCGCACGUUUCUGAAGCGAGGAAGGAUCUCGGACAGCGACUCUGAGCGAGGCAGCGAUGGAGGCUUUAAGAGGAAGACUGUUAAGAGAAAAGGACGUCCACCUGUCCACAGCUCAGGAAGAGCGACCCCGUCCAAGCAACCUGUGAAGAGGGAAGGGCCUCGGUGGGACCCGGUGCGGCUCAAGCCAGACACUCUGUUUGUGAUGGGGGCCAGAGCCAACAAGGCGCUCGGACUGGGCAACACUCGAGGCAGAUUGUACAUUCGACAUCCGGAAGUCUUCAAGUAUGUGGGUGACCAGGAGGACAAGCUGUGGCUGUACGAGCACAACCUGAUGCCCGCGGCCGGCGGGAAGGCGUACAUGUUGCUGCUGGAGGACAUUGAGGAACUGAGUCGUACAGACGAGUACAAGGACAGCCCCAGCCUGAUGAUGCAUGAGUGUGUGGGCUUCACGGUGCCUGAGUGGAUGCUGGUCAAGAUGAAGACCCAGAUGAACGCGCUCAGGUCGGACAAGAAGCCCACCACCUACAGCUCUCCGGGGCCCACUGAGGCUGAGGAGAAAAAUCAGAAAAUUCUGCCGUUUUCCUCAUUUACUGAGGUCAGCAUCAAAGAUGAGCCCCAGCUGUCCCCGGCCGACACUGAGAUGGACUUCCUGUCCACGGCAGACAAUGAGGACACUCAGCCCUCGUCUGCCGUCUCGCCGUUCACCGUGACUGGGGGCUUUGAGGACGGGACGUCCCCGUCUCCCUCCGACCUUGACCCCAUAGAGGAGACCUCGGGUCAUCACCUCUUCUCAUAGUGUCAUACAUUAUACCACUUUCCUUGAUAGAUUGUUUUUGUUUAUUUUUUUUUUCUACUUUGUGUGUGUGUGUGUCCCCUGUCCCAAAUGGAUGCCCAUGAGAUUCCCUCGCGCCUGGGGAGGACAAGGUUCUACCUUCUUUUCUUCCACCUGUCCGGAAACGACGUUGGAAAGUUUUUGCUUUCGUGAUGUUUUUCAGAAACAAAUUUCGCCAUUUUGGUUGAACAAAAAUUACUUUAGGAACUAGCCCGUUUCUGGUGCUUGCGGUGAAGAAGACGUGUUGAAAUUAUGCUGGUUUACAUACUUUUUGCGUCAAUUUUAAGUGUUUAUUAUACAUUGACCUCAUCAAUGCAAACAUAAAAAAGUGAUGGGGAGUUGAAAAGAUUGUUUACCGAGUUGAUGCUACUGCUAGUUCUGGCAAGUGUAUUUUUUAUUUAAAUAGAAUUUGCUGACGAGUUUUGUUAACUACGCUGCCUGACAAAAUUUUUGUCUUCCAUUAACUCACUCACCACCCACACCCGCAACUGUUGCGGGUAAAGUAGCUCCGACGUUAUAAUACCACACCUGCAACCCUAGCAGUUCCGCAAUUUGGAAUUUUUUUUUCUCACGUUAAAACCGCACAGUUUGCGGUACUGGUUCGUCUUUUUCGUAGCCCAUUCGAUUAGUUCAAUUAUCUUUCAUUAGAAAGAAACGAAACCAAAUUCGAAUGAGCGCAAGUUGAGUUAUUGACUUUUACGACAACCACCAUUAGAACUGAAUUUACCAUUACGUUUCCCACAAUGGCUGAUCACUUGUCUUUUGACUGUUUUUAAACCUUUGACGACCAAAGUGACUCAGAAACCGAUGAAUUGGUCGAAGAUUGUCAUAACAAACUGGGAGGAGAAAUUUGCAAAGAAGGGUGAGGUUUAGUAGGGCCCCCAAAACCUAGAUCUAGGGUUACAAUAGUGGGGAAGGGCGUGAGUAAAAAAGGCAGUUUUUGACCUAUUUUUGAAAACUUUUGAAAAAAAAGAAGUAACUGUAAAACAAAGCUAGUGUAAUUUCUUCUGGGCAAUCUUUAUUUUUUCAAAAACAAUGUUCCAAAUUUCAAGUCUCUAUGAAAUGACUCUUGUCUAUAAGUUGGGCUCCAUCAAGCAGUCAGACUCGGCCAUCGAGCUGUGUGGCUCUGUCUAGCAGUUAGGUUCGGUGUGGUAUGGCCAUCUAACAGUUAGGUUCGGUGUGGUAUGGCCAUCUAGCAGUUAGGUUUGGUGUGGUAUGGCCAUCUAACAGUUAGGUUCGGUGUGGUAUGGCCAUCUAACAGUUAGGUUCCGUGUGGUAUGGCCAUCUAACAGUUGGGUUCCCUGUUGUAUGGCCAUCUAACAGUUAGGUUCCGUGUGGUAUGGCCAUCUAACAGUUAGGUUCCGUGUGGUAUGGCCAUCUAGCAGUCGGUCUCCAUGUGGCGCGCCGUCUAACAGUGAUGGUGGGUGGAGAUAGAACCUUGUUGCUCCCAGGGCUGGGCCUGCCUGCCAUGUGCUCUGCUGUGAUGACUAUGAUGAUAAUGAUGAUAAUGACGACGACUAUUAUAUUCGCAAGGACAGCGACAAUGACCAAGUAGUUUUUUCUUCUUCUCAUAAUUAUUUUGCCGACAUUUCUUCUGAUUUUGUGUCAGUCUAUGUAAGGACCUAGUGAGGUGAAAAGUCCUGCCAGACGUUUUCUGUCUCCCACUCGCUGUUGGUGUGGUUAACGGGUCACUCGCUUUUGAAUUUAGUACAAGUUUAUGGCACUUGUAACACAACUAGGUUAUAGAAGUGGGGGAGAUUAGAGGUGCCGAUUGAGAGUGACAUACAAAGAUGAGGAGAGAUUUAAUAAGGAUGAUAGAUAUUGGGUUGGAAAGGAGCAAAUCACACCUACCAACCACCCACUUGCUGUUGGAAUGGUUUAGGGGUUUUUAGGACCAUGUUUUUCAAAGGUUACAGUACAAUGCAUAAUGAAUCACACCAGUGAGCUCCCCCCCCCCCCCCCCCCCCUUUUUAAAAUAAAAUUCCUGUGCAUGCUCAUAGGAAGCAAAUAUCUUACUUGUUACUGACUGACAGUACGACAUUUUUCCAAGGGUUACAGUGCAUAAUGUAUUACAUCAGCAAGUUAUUUUAUUUUCCUUCAUUUUUUUUUUCUUUCUUCUGCUCUUGACACAAGCAUGUGAUUUAGAGCACAUGGAAGGAACCUUCGGACCUACACGCACACUCCCAUGUCUGUGUGCAUUGCUAAUUGUACAGGAUUGUUUCGCAGCACACGCUCAUAGCCACAGAUUGGUUGACGACGUAUUUUGCUGUACAGUGGACAAAAUCAAUUCUCUUGUCAGAAUACUAGAUUAUAAUUUCAUACAAGCUC